CCGCCCACAAAAGGCACACAAAAUGCAAUAGUGGUUGAGGGAGAAAAAAAACAAGAAACAUUUGUGAACGUUGAAAGAAAUAGUCAGGUUAUGAUGAUAUUUAAUAUAUUUGUAAAUAUUGUAGAUAGUGUGUGAAAAAAAGCGAGGUGUUAGUAAGUGAGAAAGACUUGAAAGGACCAGCUCGAGGUUGAUAUUUAAAUAAAAGUGGGAGGAGCUUCAGGAGGCACGUUACAGCGUUAAGUUGGAUUUGGAUGCGUUUGUGUGGAAAUCGUUUUUAUUCUCAAACCGGAGGGAAAUAAAACAGACCGAAGAUCAAAAGAAAGAAGUCAUGGCGACAGACGGGGGGAAAUCAGCUGGCGAAAAGGGCAAUAAAGUAAAAGCGUCCUCACAGGAUGCACAGCCAUCUCCUCUCGCUCUGCUUGCAGCCACAUGCAGUAAAAUAGGCGGCGUGGGUGGGGAGGGGCAGGCCGGCAUGCAGCAGCAGAUCAUCAUCGACCCAAGCCAAGGGUUAGUGCAGCUCCAAAACGCCCCUCAGCAGCUGGAGCUUCUCCCAGCUCAGUUCACAGGAAACGGCUGGCAGAUCAUCGCCGCUUCGCCUGCUGCAGCUAACCCAACCAUCACCAAGGACAACACGCAGGCUCAGAGCAUGGCCACCAUAGCAACCGGGACCAACAUGGUUCCAGUCGAUGCCACGCCCGGGCGAAAGGUUAAAUCAGCCGGGGUGAGCAACGCGUCGGUCAUGCAACAACAACAGCAGCAACAACAACAGCAAUUUCAGAUCAUCCAGGUUCAAAACAUGCCUAAUUCCACAGGAGGGAUCCAGUACCAGGUGAUCCCACACUUACAAACCGCCGAUGGUCAGCAGAUCCAGAUAAACCCCAGCAACCCGACCACUUUAAGCGUUCAGCCUGAACAGAUUCAACUCAUUAACACUGCUAACAACCAAGCCAUCCUGGCCACGCCUCCUAGAGCUACGUCGGCCAACGUAGUUUCACAGAAUGUCACAAACCAGGCCAUCCCUUUGCAAAUUCGGCCCUCGUUCCCACUCCAGCUGCAAACCAUUCAGGGCACGCAAGCCCCUGUGGUCACCACAAUACCUAUCAAUAUUGGCGGCGUCACUUUGGCUUUGCCGGUCAUCAACAACAUGGCUGCAGGGGGAGGAUCGGUGCAGCUUCUGCAGUCAAACGACAUGAACAUCGCGAACGGCAGCCAGCUGAUCGCGACCAGCGUGGAACCGACAUCGGUGACCACCAGCUUGACCACGUCAGGGGGCGGAGACUCCAUCUCUGCAGAAGCUGCAGCCUUAACAUCGGUGUCCAUGACAUCCGACGCCGGCGCAGAUGGGCAAAAAGACCCACGGGCCCAGGGGGGUGAUCCUGACAGCCAGAAUACGGCUCAGUCCAACGGGCUGCAAGUCUCUGAGCAGCAGACCCAAGUGCAGCAGUUCCACAUCGUCAGUCACCCGGUGCUGCAGCAGAUCCAGAUCCAGCAGCCGCAGCAGCAGGCGCAGGCACAGCAGCAGACUCAGCAGCUGGUCCAGGGCUCCAUCCAGCUGCAAACGGCUCAGACGCUACAGCCGCUACAGCAGAACGUACAGCUGCAGGCUUUCCAAAACCCGACGCAGGUCCUGAUCAGGGCACCCACCCUCACGCCAACUGGUCAGAUCAGCUGGCAAACGGUGCAGGUCCAGAACACAGGUGUGGCUCAGCAGCUCACACUGGCUCCGGUGGCUUCCAGUCCGAGCGGCGGUGCGUUCACACAGAUCGCCCCUCUUGCCAUUGGAGGAACACCCAUCACCCUGAACACGGCCCAGCUGGCCUCGGGGACCGGCGUACAGACGGUCAACAUUGCAGGGCUGGGCACCGCAGGGGUUCAGGUGCAGGGCGUCCCACUCACCAUCGCAGGGGUACAGGGUCAGCAACAAGGUCAGGAGGGUGUUAAAGUCCAGCCCGGCCCCAUGACUGUCACCGUGGGGAACUUAACCAACAACAGUCUGAACGCAGUGAGUCCGGACCAGCUGGGUCAGGCACAGAGUCCCUCGGAGCAGGAAGGACAACCAAGCAAGAGGCUACGCAGAGUGGCCUGCUCUUGCCCCAACUGCAGAGACGGAGAGGGCAGAAACAGCAAUGACCCCACGAAAAAGAAGCAGCACGUGUGUCACAUGGAGGGCUGCGGGAAAGUCUACGGCAAGACGUCUCACCUGCGAGCUCACCUGCGCUGGCACACCGGGGAGAGGCCCUUCGUCUGCAACUGGAUCUUCUGUGGAAAACGCUUCACGAGGAGCGACGAACUUCAGCGGCACCGCAGGACACACACGGGUGAAAAGAGGUUCGAGUGUCCGGAAUGUUCCAAGAGGUUCAUGAGGAGCGACCACCUGUCAAAGCACAUCAAAACCCACCAGGGCAAAAAAGGCGGCGCCGCGUUGGCCAUCCUCACCACCGAGGACAUGGAGGACGAGGUAGAGGAGGCGCUGGGAUCGCCGAGGAUCGUCACCGUCUCCUCCAUCUCGCAGGAUUCGGACCCGGCUACGCCCACCACGUCUAACAACCUGGAGGAGGAGUUCGAGUAGCUCGAGAAGCUCGGGCUACGACUCGUCCUCUUUAAAAGCACCGUGUUCUACGUAUAUCAGCUUUUUAGUUGUCUGCCUUUUGUUCGUUUUUGUAAUUUUCGUUUCUAUUUUCCUUUUUCUCGUUCUUUUGAGAAUGGACAGCUCCAUGGACAGAUUGUUGUUUUGUUUGUUUGUUUUUCUUCCUAUGAAAAUAUAAAACAAAUUAUUAUAUUAGAAAAGGAUCUUAAGAUUAUCAAUGCGAAUUUUGGUUUUUAAAGAGACGUGCAGUGAUUAUCGGAAA
Silurus meridionalis is the source of this 2849-nucleotide messenger RNA. RefSeq names its product sp4 transcription factor (gene sp4). The transcript has 6 exons. Bases 329 to 2569 code for a protein of 746 amino acids. NCBI's taxonomy places the organism in Eukaryota, Metazoa, Chordata, Actinopteri, Siluriformes, Siluridae. The record is from RefSeq and is a predicted model, not a curated record. Gene Ontology annotation, biological process: regulation of transcription by RNA polymerase II. Gene Ontology annotation, molecular function: DNA-binding transcription factor activity, RNA polymerase II-specific; RNA polymerase II cis-regulatory region sequence-specific DNA binding.